This is a messenger RNA of Argentina anserina (silverweed cinquefoil), 778 nucleotides long. RefSeq lists its product as uncharacterized. The coding region runs from base 4 to 672 and encodes 222 amino acids. The record is from RefSeq and is a predicted model, not a curated record. NCBI's taxonomy places the organism in Eukaryota, Viridiplantae, Streptophyta, Magnoliopsida, Rosales, Rosaceae. The transcript is spliced from 2 exons.
GCAAUGACCUGUUGGGUUCUUUUGGCUUCUUUUCUUGUUGUCUCUGUUUCUGCUGCCACUCAUCAAACGAAAGUUACUAAUAAUCCUGCGGAUGAAUUAGUAGAUGUGCUUAACACUAACAGAACUGCACACAAAUCAACUUCCCUCUAUGACAACCCUGGACUGGCUUGCAUUGCCUUGCAGUACAUAAAAGCGUACCAAGGUGACUGCGGUGCUGUAGGAGGCCCAGAUGCCAAGAAGCCAGCUGAUUCCGAGUUUGCUGAAGCUUUUGCUCCAAGCUGUGGUAUUGAAGUCUCAAGCCUCUCUCCAAUUACCGGUCGUUUACUUGGCUGCGAGACUAAAUAUGUCCCGGCUGCUGAAGCGUUUUCAAAUAUCUUGAUUGAAAGCAGUAAGAGCUUGGAUAUUCUCUACAAUAAGAACCACACUGAAGUGGGAGCUGCUGUGAGUGGCAGUGAUGGUGGUUCUCCAUAUUUCUGGUGUGUGUUGUUCAGCGCGGGCAAAACUAACAGCAGCUUUGUUGCUGAGGAAGGUGAGGUGAAGAUAACAAGACCAGGGUGCUUUAGUGGUGCAAAUGACGAGUGCAAUGGCGCUUAUGAUUGGUCUAGAAGCAGUCGUGUGUGGGCAUUUUUCACCACAGCUCUGAUUGCAAUGGCGUUUGCCUUUGGAUUAUGAAUUUAUGAUAGUGUUGUAUGAGAGUCUGGAAUGCAUUCCACUUAAUUGGGGGCCUUUUCUUUCCCCUUUCUGUUGUAUUAAUAGGCAUGGCCUUUGUAGUUCUGUG